Molecule: messenger RNA, 1485 nt
Organism: Medicago truncatula (barrel medic)
Lineage: Eukaryota; Viridiplantae; Streptophyta; Magnoliopsida; Fabales; Fabaceae
Product: RHOMBOID-like protein 10, chloroplastic
Exons: 9
Coding region: 45-1028 (327 amino acids)
Cellular component (GO): chloroplast membrane
Molecular function (GO): serine-type endopeptidase activity
Source: RefSeq, a predicted model, not a curated record
CGUCACUUGUAAAAAAAAAAUUGGAAGUGGAGAAGGGAAAGAAAAUGGUUGAGCCCAAGCCAUUUCUGUCACCAGUUUGCAAGGUGGGUCCUUACCCACUUGAUAUCAUUGCCACCGCCGCGUCCUUCCACUUCAGCCACCGUGUCUCCCACCGUCUCCGCCUUCACUUUCUACUUCGUUCCUGCUUCCAGAAACUCGCUCCCGUGUUUAGAUUGAAGGAUAAAUGGUGUCAAAAAUACCUUCAACUCAAAGGAUUGAAUUAUCUUCAAUUGUCAAGUGAUGGGUUGACUUCUGCAUGUUCAACUAGUUUCUCUUUCUUUAAUGGAGGAAGACCUGAAGCCAGCUCUGGAAAUUCCGACUCGAAGAUGUCUAGAAAAAAUCCAUUUAAUGGAAGGAAGUGGACAAAUAUUCUCCUUGCUGCCAAUGUUUUAUUUUAUGUUGCACAACUUGCAACCCAAGGCAAGCUUUUGUCGUGGGGAGCGAAGGUUAACAGUCUUAUUGACAAAGGACAAGUUUGGAGACUUGUUACAUCUUCUUUUCUGCAUGCAAAUAUUGGACACCUUAUGAUAAAUUGUUAUUCCUUAAAUUCAGUUGGUCCCACUGUGGAGAGCUUUAGUGGUCCUCGAAGAUAUCUUGCAAUUUACUUUGCCUCUUCAAUUGCAAGUGCAGCUAUGAGUUAUCGGUUCUGCAAAAUGCCUGCAGUAGGUGCGUCAGGAGCAAUUUUUGGACUGGUUGGAUCGGUUGCAGUGUUUGUUUUAAGGCACAAAGACCUUGUAGGAGGUGGUAAAAAAGAUCUUCAGCACAUAGCACAAGUAAUUGCCCUCAAUUUGGCUAUUGGGUUAUCAUCAACUGGCAUUGACAACUGGGGACAUUUAGGAGGUUUGAUUGGUGGAAUUGCUGCAUCAUGGCUUAUUGGACCUGCAUGGAAGCAUGAAUCCACAUCUUUAGAUGGAAGAAGACUAUUCAUUGACAGUGCACCGAUGUAUAAUCUCUUCAAGAUUACGAGAGUACCUAAGCCAUGGAAAUAGAAACAUUUCAUCGGCCUAUUGGAUUACAAGCGCAAGCAAACAACAAAUAGUUGCUUGUUGUGCUUACUUGUAUGAUGCUAAUGAUACCCUGUUGUAAGCUUCCCUUAAGGGAAUAUUUGAAUGGUGGUUUCUACUACCUGAAACCCCUUUAACCUAUGUUGCAUGCUUAUGCUGUACAUAAGAGAUAAGUCAAUUACCUUUGACACGGGGACAUCUUUAUGUUUUUGUUUGUUUUCCUUGUUUGUAUGGAUGAUUUUUUGGGUCUAGGCUCUCCCUACAACCCGAAAUGAACUAUAAUGUGGCAAAGGAAAAGAGAGCUACUUCUCCUCCGCCUGAAAAACCAAUCCCACCUGGAUGCACUGCUCCGGAUGGGAAAAUAACAUCAUUUUCCAACAUCCGGAACAGUGAAUCUGGAGAAUAACCAUGUUUUUUGUCCGUCCAGAACGGUGAAUCUAAA